CUACCCUCAUUUAAAUUAAGACCACAAAAAUAAUUUUAAAAAAUAAUUAUUUCAUUUUCACCAGCUUCCGAAAAUGAUGCGUUAAUAACAUAACCCAUUUUUCCUCAUACUUAUCAAAUCAUCGCUUUUCCUUCGUAGUUUAAUUUUCAGCUGCAAAAUAGAAUUCUACCGCUGCACAAGAGAAUUCUACAAACUAAUUAUCACUUCCAACAGAUGGCGCUGUUAAAACUAAGAGGUCAUGGGAAGGGUUGGACUUGAUUUAGUUUUCUUGUUUUAACUUUUUCAUCCUAAAGAGAGGAGCGAGGCAGAUAGUGAUAUAUGACAACUAAAGAAACUGAGGUGGUAAUGCUAUGUGCAAGUGUCAGAAUCUAGAAAAAGCGCUUCCAUUGUUGCUUUUCGGAUGUAUUUAAUUAUAUUUAUUUUUCUACCGUUUGUGCCUUGCUUUCGCCUUUAAUGAUUACUAGCCAGUGCUUUUGUUAGAAAUUUGUGAAAUGGAUCUAGUCAAUGCUUCCUUUCUAGGUUACGGUGCUCUAGUACAAUCAGGGUGUACAAUGCAUCCACUGUUUUCUACCACAUAACUUGGUUUGUGGGACGUGAUCAUGGGACAGUGUGUUAGUGUGCCUGAGAAAAAAUUAACCCUCAUGCGUGAAGGAUCUACUAAGAGGUUUUACCGUUCGAAGAAUGGUAACCUAAGUGCAACAUUCCAUGUUUUGGAUUCUGAUUUAAGGUGGGAUCUUCUAAACAUUAAUAGUGCCACAGAAGAACAGCUAAUGACUCUACCGGGUAUUAAUCGGGUUACCGCUGAAAAUAUAAUUGAAUAUCGCCAAAGGAUAGGCGGUUUCAAAAAAGUGGAGGACUUAGCUUUAGUGUCGGGUGUAGGCGCUACUAAAUUAGAACAAUUUAGAACUGAGAUCUGUGUCAACAGAAGACGAGGUAAUGGAAGCUAUAAUUCAUCGUUAACUCAAUCUUUGGAGUCCUUAUCAGUUAUUGACAAUUCAGUUCGUGCCACCCCAUCAAAAAUCGUGAAUGUAAAUACAGCCAAUGUCUUUCAAUUGAUGAGCGUGUGCCGUAUGACUCAGGAGAUGGCUGCAAACAUAGUUCACUAUCGGGAACGUAAAGGACCUUUUAAAUCUGUAGAUGAUCUUUCAAAAGUAAAAGGUCUUCCUCCUGAUAGGUUAUCUGUUGUAAAAAUCUAUCUCACUGUAGAUUCUUCUGUAAAUAGCUCAUCUUCUAAUCAUAACAAAAUUCCUCAGAAUUGUGUCUAUGGUAGACGUCUUAUAGGACAUCGUAGAACAAAUUCAGCCCCUAGUGGGUUGGAGAAGUCACGUUCCUGUGAUCCUAGUACAAAGGACUUUUAUGAACUAGUCUCUUCUCUCGUCACAAGGCCACCCUGCAGUGAUGCCUUGAAUUCUAGUUAUUUAGAUAGACCUGUUUUAAGGUUGGGUUCUUGGAAUUUACAGGAUUUUGCUGUUCAAAAAGCCAGAAAUCCUGGUGUUCAAGAGGUUAUUUGUCGGUCUAUCUUAGAAAAUGGGAUCAAUCUGUUGGCUGUUCAAGAAGUUGCAUCUCGAGAAGCUUUAUCUUUGAUUGCAUCUGAGUUGAAUGAGCCGAAAUUAUAUUCUGUACAAAGUUGGAGAGGUGAUCGUGGAAAAUGGCAUAGUUUAGUUCCUCCUCAAAGCAAUAAUGUUGAAAAUCUUCAUAAAAAACCUCUUUUGAAUGGUUUUCUUUAUGAUACAAGUCACGGUUUACAGUUACAAGAUUCUGCUGUCCUAUAUAUACCUCCCGAGAAAUUGAUGGGACUAACAGUUACCUGUCAACCUUUCUUUGGAAGUUUUAGGGUGAAAGGCAUUGAUUUUGUAGUGAUAUCAUUCAGUUUAGUAUCUGAAACUUAUGUUGCUAAACUCCUUCCUUCAAUCUUAGAACAACUGAAAGAAAAAAUACAAGGAAAGAAGAAUAUUUUCCUAGUUGGAGAUUUCAUACUUCCUCCUGGUCAUACUGUGUUUGAAGUGCUGAGCAGCCAAGGUUACACAAGUCUAGUUCCUGUUGAAACAUCUUUAAAUGACUCAUUAUGGCAAGAAGAAAGCCAUAUCUGGUCAAGUCUAAACAUUAGAAAAUAUUUUACUGGUCGCAGUGGAGUUGUUGUCAAUGGUCUUAGUCAU
Messenger RNA from Parasteatoda tepidariorum (common house spider), 2156 nucleotides. RefSeq names its product endonuclease/exonuclease/phosphatase family domain-containing protein 1. Gene Ontology annotation, cellular component: plasma membrane. Gene Ontology annotation, biological process: DNA repair. Gene Ontology annotation, molecular function: DNA binding. Lineage: Eukaryota; Metazoa; Arthropoda; Arachnida; Araneae; Theridiidae. The record is from RefSeq and is a predicted model, not a curated record.